Molecule: messenger RNA, 2944 nt
Organism: Neofelis nebulosa (Clouded leopard)
Lineage: Eukaryota; Metazoa; Chordata; Mammalia; Carnivora; Felidae
Product: zinc finger protein 211-like
Exons: 3
Coding region: 365-2008 (547 amino acids)
Biological process (GO): regulation of DNA-templated transcription
Source: RefSeq, a predicted model, not a curated record
GGAGGUCCAUAGGAGUGUUUUAAUCCUGGCGCUGGGUGCCUGUGAACUACAUUACCCAGAAGAGCGCGCGUCGAUGGACGGCAUCUCUGACCAAUGAAGACAGAAAAGAGAGUCGUUUCUCGGUGUGCGCCUAACGUCGGGGCGGGACUUCUGGUUUCAUCCCCCUGGCGGUAUUUUUGCCUCUUUUCAUUAGUCUUCACCCGCUAAUGUUCGGGACCGAGGCGACUAACUAACAAAGCCCGAGGAGAAGCGGUGUCCCCGCCUCGCAGACGGCUCCACGAGUCGGCGACGCCGUCCGGGCUGCCCCGUCCCGGGGUCGGGAUAAGGACCGCGGGCCCGGGUGUCCGUUCUCCCAGGGGGUCCGAUGGCGGCGGCCGCGCGCAGGGACCCGACUGAGGGCACUGUGACCUUUGAGGAUGUGGCCGUGUACUUCUCCGGGGAGGAAUGGGGUCUCCUUGAGGAGGCUCAGAGACGCCUGUACCAGGAUGUGAUGCUGGAGAACUUGGCACUUGUAACCUCCCUGGGUUGUCAGCAUGGAGCAGAGAAUGAGGAGGCACCUUCUGAGCAGAGCGUUUCUGUAGAAGGAGUGUCCCAUGUCAGGACUCCCAAGGCAGGUCUCUCUCCCCAGAAGGCCAGCCCCUGUGAGGUGUGUGCUCCAGUCUUGAAAGACAGUUUCCAGUUGGCUGAGCACCAGGAAACCCGGUUCGAUGAGAAAUUGUACACUGGUGGGACACAUGGGAAAAGAGUCUAUUUCAGCGGAAACCUUCAGCUGCAGCAGAAGGAGCACACUGGAGAUCAGCCCUUCAGAAGCAGCGCGAGUGGAGCUUCGGUGGCAAAGAGCUGCAGACGGCAUGUGUCAGGGAAGCCCUUCAUCUGUGGGGAGACUGAGAAGGACUUCCUGGUCAGCUCGGGAUUCCUCCAGCAACAGGCCACACACACUGGGGAGAAGUCAAACAAUGGAACUGAGUGUGGGGCAGCCUUCCACAAGGGAAAAACUCAACACCACUGGGGAGACUGCACAGAAGCUCUCAGCAACCAACACACAUUUGUUCAUCACCAGAGAGUCCUCCCCGGGGAAAGAUGUUACAUGUGCAGUGAGUGUGGGAAAUCUUUUAGCCAUAACUCUAGCCUCAUUAAACACCAGAGAGUUCACACCGGAGAAAGGCCUUAUGCGUGUGGGGAAUGUGGGAAAUCCUUUAGCCAAAGCUCCAACCUCUUUCAACAUCGGAGAGUUCACACUGGAGAAAGGCCCUAUGAGUGCAGUGAAUGUGGGAAAUCUUUUAGCCAAAGUUACAGCCUGAAUAACCAUCGGAAAGUUCAUACCGGAGAAAGGCCUUUUGAGUGUGGAGAAUGUGGCAAAUCAUUUAGUCAAAGAUCCAACCUCAUUCAGCAUCGGAGAAUUCACACUGGAGAAAAGCCUUAUGAGUGCAGUGAAUGUGGGAAGUCCUUUAAUCAAAGCUCUGCACUCCUGCAACACCAUACUGUUCACACUGGAGAAAGACCCUAUGAGUGCAGUGCAUGUGGGAAAUCCUUUACCUACAGUUCCAGUCUCUUAAAACACCAGAAAGUCCACACUGGAUCAAAGCCUUAUGAGUGUAGUGAAUGUAGGAAAUCUUUUAGCCAGAAUUGCAGCCUUGUUCUACAUCUGAGAGUUCACACUGGAGAAAGGCCUUAUGAGUGCAGCAGAUGUGGGAAAUCUUUUAGCCAAAGCUCUGCGCUCCUUAAACACCAGAGAGUUCACACUGGAGAAAGGCCAUAUGAGUGCCGUGAAUGUGGGAAGUCCUUUAGGCGAAGCUCCAACUUCAGUGACCAUCGAAGGGUUCACACUGGAGAAAGGCCAUAUAAGUGCAACCAGUGUGAGAAAUCCUUUAGUAAAAGCUCUGGCCUCACUCGACACCAGAGAGUUCAUACUGGAUUGGGGCUUAUGAGUGUCUUGAAUGAGAAAGCCAUUAGCCAAAGGCCUUACCUCAUUGAUUACCACAAAGUGCACAUGGCAAAAACAACUUAGUUGUGUAGCAAAUGUGUUUCCUUGUUCAGUGUAACAGCACUCAAGGCAAUCUCUUUUGAGGGUGCCAUCUGCCUGUUGAGCCUCAUGCAUCCAGACAUCAGAAUAAAUGGCAGGUAUGUGGGAGCUGCAUUGCAUGUUUCAGCGUAGGCCCGUGUCAGGUUUUUAUUACUGUUGAUUCUGUAGCAGCAGCCAUUCACCUCUGCCACAUGGCAGGUGCCACACGUGUAUCAUUUCUCCAUCUUGACAUGUUCAGAGAAGUAAACCUUCCUGUUUUCCCAUUUGUGGUAAAUAUGUGAGAAGCCAAAGUACUCAUUCCUUUCUGUCUGAUGACCCAGUUGUGGUCCAGAGGACUCCAUCUGACUUUCCAAGUCACCUUUUUAGGGAUGUUGUUGGUCUGGGGACUCUUGUGGAAUUUUUAGCCUCCAAGUCACCAACCCAGGAACAGCCUGCCUCCGUCAUUCUGGUUUGUGCUAUAACAAAGGCCUUAUUGUUUGAGUCGCCUUUAUCUUGAGGGUUAGACUCACUCUUAUGGGGUGCUUUCAGAACAGUGGAAUGUUUGUGCACUUCAGGGGGAUGGGAUGAUGGUAGUCCUCUCUCUAGUUUGGUCCUUGUUUGCAUUGCUGCCCAAGGCCUGUAAGGAAAUUAUGUCAGGUUUUGUGGCUGAAUUGUAGCCUAGAUACAGGACAUUUUGUGGUGUUGGAGCUCACCCUGAAGAGGGGGCAGUUGUGACAACCUCUGGUACUUCUUGGAACCACAUAAAAUUGUUCUCUGCUUUGCAGGGGAUACUGUAUCGUGCUCAGCACCGGUGCAGGAACUCUGUACCCAGGUCCUGCAAACGAGUGAUGUACCCUGAUGUCCAGAAUUCUGUGUGGUAGUGUCACUGGCUGAAAGACUAUGGGGAAAUUAUCAUUGUAUACAAACAGUGGGUAAAUAGAA